Messenger RNA from Balaenoptera acutorostrata (minke whale), 17214 nucleotides. RefSeq names its product FAT atypical cadherin 4 (gene FAT4). Gene Ontology annotation, biological process: homophilic cell-cell adhesion. Lineage: Eukaryota; Metazoa; Chordata; Mammalia; Artiodactyla; Balaenopteridae. The coding region runs from base 1460 to 16057 and encodes 4865 amino acids. The transcript is spliced from 16 exons. Gene Ontology annotation, molecular function: calcium ion binding. Gene Ontology annotation, cellular component: cell-cell junction; plasma membrane. The record is from RefSeq and is a predicted model, not a curated record.
GCUCGCGGUCUUCCCUCCCCCUCUGUUUGUGUUUCGACAACGCGGUGUGUGUGUGUGUGUGUGUGUGUGUGUGUGCGCGCGCGCGUGUGCGCGUGUGUGCGCGCGCGCGUGCGGCGGGGAAGGGGCGGGGAGAGUGUGAGGGAGCAGCCGGAGGUUGAGAGGGGCUCGCGGAGCUCCAGCUCCACAGCGGUACAACCUUCAGCCCGGGCAGGCGAGAGGGAGAGCGCUGACAGCCGCCGUCCCGAGCUGCCGCGGGCGCCGCCAGAGCCCAGCGCCGACUUCCCCGCCUCCACCGCCAACGGUGAAGGAGAAAGAGGGACCCACCACCCCCCCGCCCCAAACAAAAAGCCUUGUGGAUUACAAAGUGAAACUGACACGGGACAAUAAAAGCAAAGGGCACGAGGUCAGGGGCGAGGCGCACUAGAGUGGGCUUCUGACUGGGGCCGCCGGAGAAGGAGCCCCCUGGCAUGGUGAGGGGAGGGGACUCGGGGACAGCGCGCUGCUCCUGCCCGACCCCGGCGAGGCCGAGAAGAAAGCGGGACCUGCGCUCGAUUUGGAUGUACAAAUAAUGGGUCGGCAGGCGUCCCGGCAGAGGUAAAAAAAAAAAAAAAAAAAAAAAAAAUGCUGAGGAGCGCUGGAUUUUGCCUGUGCCCGACUAAGGGCUCGAAGCCGCAGCAGGGGCGGCGGCGGCUCCUGCUGGAGGAGAAGGGACGGAGCUGAGCGCUCCCGGGUACCGGAACCCUAGCGCCAAAGCGAGCGCUUGGAACGCAGUUUGCUAGCUGCCCGCGCUCAGACGCCGCCGCCUGGGCCUCAGCGGCCACUUCUGCAGCCCUGUUGGAGGGGCUUUGCAACCUUGUUCUUGAGGAGAGGGGACUCGAGGAAAUCCCUCGUCUCCAGCUUUUGGGAAAGCAAUUUGAUAAUCUCCAGGUUCCCCAUCGCCCCCUCCCCAGUGCGCAGUUGUUCUUUCCACACACCGCUACGGACGUUUGUCCUUCCCUCUUCAGUUUCUUCGCCUUGGGUAAGUUCUAAAGUUUCUGAAGACAAUUGUUUGCAAUGAUUCCUCAUAUACCUUAAAUACAGGCAACCUCUCCCAACUCACAUCCACCCAGCCGAAAACGCUCAGGCUUUCUGGAUUCGAAAGCAAAGUGAAGGGGGAAAAUAUAGGAGGUUUGAGAAACUUUUCUGGGGACUCGUCAACAAACAGGAGUGCCCCGAGGAAUGCCCUGCCGCUUUUUCCUUUUUCCUCAUCUCUCCCGCGCUACGCGUCCAAAUGGCUACCUGGAGCCUUUUGCUGAUGCGACUUGCUUCUGCUGGACUGGAGGUUCUUUGAAAUAGCAGAGCUCUCAGACAGAUACAUCGGCUGCAUGUUUGCUGGUGCCUACUUGAUCCCUGUCAUUAUCACUCUUUUUUGCCUCACCUCUUCCUUCUCUUUAUCACACCGUUCCAGGGAGCCAGGACCAUGGACUUGGCAGCAGACAGGGCUUCUGGCCGCCCGUGGCUCCCGCUGCCCACUUUAUCAUUAUUUCAGCUCCUUCGCGUCUUUUGGCUGCUGUCACUGCUACCGCGGCCGGCCCGGGUCAGCGGGGCCGAGCAGCGCCAGGUGUUUCAGGUGCUGGAGGAGCAACCUCCCGGCACGCUGGUGGGUACCAUCCAGACGCGCCCAGGCUUCACCUACCGACUCAGCGAAAGCCACGCCCUGUUUGCCAUAAACAGUAGCACCGGGGCCCUGUACACCACUGCCACCAUCGACCGCGAGAGCCUACCCAGCGACGUGAUCAACCUGGUGGUUCUUUCCAGCUCACCCACCUACCCCACCGAAGUGCGAGUGUUGGUGCGGGACCUCAAUGACAACGCCCCGGUCUUCCCUGAACCCUCGAUUGUGGUCACUUUCAAGGAGGACAGUAGCAGCGGGCGGCAAGUCAUCUUGGAUACGGCCACCGACUCAGACAUCGGCUCCAAUGGUGUGGACCACCGGUCCUAUCGCAUCAUCCAGGGCAACGAGGCGGGUCGCUUCCGCCUGGACAUCACCCUGAACCCGAGUGGCGAGGGCGCGUUCCUGCAUCUGGUGUCCAAGGGCGGACUGGACCGCGAGGUCACGCCGCAGUACCAACUACUGGUGGAAGUGGAGGACAAGGGAGAGCCGAAGCGGCGGGGCUACCUUCAGGUAAACGUAACUGUGCAGGACAUUAAUGACAACCCCCCAGUUUUUGGUAGUUCCCACUACCAGGCGGGGGUGCCUGAGGACGCGGCGGUGGGCUCCAGCGUCCUCCAGGUGGCGGCAGCGGACGCGGACGAGGGCACCAACGCGGAUAUCCGCUACCGGCUGCAGGACGAGGGGACCCCCUUCCAAAUGGACCCCGAAACUGGGCUUAUCACGGUGCGGGAGCCCCUGGACUUCGAGGCCCGGCGCCAGUACUCGCUUACCGUGCAGGCUCUGGACCGAGGCGUGCCUUCCCUCACCGGGCGCGCCGAGGCGCUGAUUCAGCUGCUGGACGUCAACGACAACGACCCGGUGGUGAAAUUCCGCUACUUCCCUGCCACCUCACGCUACGCCUCGGUAGAUGAGAACGCUCAGGUGGGCACUGUGGUGGCUCUGCUCACCGUGACGGACGCAGACUCCCCCGCGGCCAACGGGAACAUCUCCGUGCAGAUCCUUGGGGGCAACGAGCAGCGCCACUUCGAGGUGCAGAGCAGCAAAGUGCCGAACCUGAGCCUCAUCAAAGUAGCCAGCGCCCUGGACCGGGAGCGCAUCCCUUCUUACAACCUAACGGUUUCUGUCUCUGAUAACUACGGGGCGCCCCCUGGCGCGGCGGUUCAGGCGCGCUCUUCUGUGGCGAGCUUGGUGAUUUUCGUCAAUGACAUCAAUGACCACCCUCCCGUCUUUGCCCAACAAGUGUACCGAGUGAACCUGAGCGAGGAGGCGCCCCCGGGAAGCUACGUGAGUGGAGUGUCUGCCACUGACGGCGACUCUGGUCUCAAUGCUAAUCUGCGUUACAGCAUUGUCUCUGGGAAUGGACUCGGUUGGUUCCACAUCAGUGAACACAGCGGCCUGGUGACCACUGGGCUUGCUGGGGGCUUGGACCGUGAACUCGCUUCCCAGAUUGUGCUGAAUAUCAGUGCUCGGGACCAGGGGGUUCACCCCAAGGUUUCCUAUGCCCAGCUUGAAGUCACCCUCCUGGAUGUGAAUGAUGAAAAGCCAGUAUUUACCCAGCUGGAAGGAUAUGAUGUGUCCGUGGUUGAGAAUGCCCCAACAGGGACUGAACUACUGGUGCUUGGGGCAACUGAUGGGGACCUGGGUGACAAUGGGACAGUGCGUUUCUCCCUACAAGAGUCUGAGACUGACCAGAGGUCCUUCCGCCUGCAUCCUGUGUCGGGGAAGUUGAGUACUAUCUCCUCCUUGGACAGGGAGGUGCAAGCUUUCUACUCCCUGUUGGUUCUGGCCACAGAUCUGGGCUCCCCUCCCCAGUCAUCAGUGGCUCGAAUAAAUGUGAGCCUCCUGGAUAUUAAUGACAACAGCCCUGUGUUCUACCCAGUCCAGUACUUUGCUCAUAUUCAGGAGAAUGAGCCUGGAGGUAGCUACAUCACCACAGUGUCUGCCACUGACCCAGACUUGGGUCUCAAUGGAACUGUCAAAUAUAGUAUAUCAGCUGGGGACAGGUCUCGGUUUCAGGUCAAUGCUCAGAGUGGGGUUAUUUCUACAAGAAUGGCCCUAGACAGAGAAGAAAAAACUGCUUACCAGUUGCAAAUAGUGGCUACUGAUGGUGGCAAUUUACAAUCUCCAAACCAGGCAAUAGUAACCAUCACUGUAUUGGACACUCAAGACAACCCACCUGUAUUCAGCCAGGCUGCCUACAGCUUCGUGGUCUUUGAGAAUGUGGCUCUGGGAUAUCAUGUGGGUAGUGUGUCUGCAUCCACCAUGGAUCUCAAUUCCAACAUCAGUUAUCUCAUUACUACUGGGGAUCAGAAAGGUAUGUUUGCUAUCAACCAGGUCACUGGGCAGCUUACCACAGCAAGUGUGAUUGACAGAGAAGAGCAAUCCUUUUAUCAGCUGAAAGUAGUAGCCAGUGGGGGCACAGUGACUGGAGACACGAUGGUUAACAUCACAGUUAAGGAUUUAAAUGACAACUCUCCCCAUUUCCUUCAGGCAGUAGAGAGUGUGAAUGUGGUAGAGAAUUGGCAGGCAGGUCACAGCAUUUUCCAAGCCAAAGCUGUGGACCCUGAUGAAGGUGUCAAUGGCAUGGUACUCUAUAGCCUGAAGCAAAACCCCAAGAACCUCUUUACUAUCAAUGAAAGGAAUGGUAAUAUUAGUCUGCUAGGACCCCUGGAUGUUCACGCUGGUUCCUACCAGAUAGAGAUCUUGGCAUCUGACGUGGGUGUUCCCCAGCUCUCCUCUAGUUUCAUCUUAACAGUUUAUGUCCAUGAUGUAAAUGACAACGCACCAGUGUUUGACCAGCUUUCUUAUGAGGUCACCCUUUCUGAGUCAGAACCUGUGAAUUCUCGAUUCUUUAAAGUGCAAGCUUUUGAUAAGGAUUCAGGAGCAAAUGGUGAAAUUGCAUACAGCAUUGCUGAAGGCAACACGGGGGAUGCUUUUGGCAUAUUCCCAGAUGGUCAAUUGUAUAUAAAAAGUGAACUGGACCGUGAACUUCAAGACAGAUAUGUUUUACUGGUUGUUGCUUCUGACAGAGCAGUGGAACCCCUUAGUGCUACUGUGAAUGUUACUGUAGUUUUAGAAGAUGUAAAUGAUAACAGACCUCUUUUUAACAGUACCAAUUACACAUUUUACUUUGAAGAAGAACAGAGAGCUGGGUCGUUUGUGGGCAAAGUAAAUGCUAUAGAUAAAGACUUUGGGCCAAAUGGAGAAGUAAGGUAUUCUUUUGAAAUGGUGCAGCCAGAUUUUGAGCUGCAUGCAAUUAGUGGGGAAAUUACAAAUACUCAUCAGUUUGACAGGGAGUCUCUUAUGAGGCGGAGAGGUACUGCAGUGUUUAGCUUUACAGUCACUGCAACAGAUCAGGGGCUCCCUCAGCCUCUCAAGGAUCAGGCCACAGUACAUGUUUACAUGAAGGACAUAAACGAUAAUGCUCCCAAAUUUUUAAAAGACUUUUACCAAGCGACAAUAUCAGAGUCAGCAGCCAACCUGACACAAGUUUUAAGAGUAUCUGCCUCAGAUGUUGAUGAAGGUAAUAAUGGACUUAUUCAUUAUUCUGUAAUAAAAGGAAAUGAAGAAAGGCAGUUUGCUAUAGACAGUACCUCUGGUCAGGUGACACUUAUUGGCAAAUUAGACUACGAAGCAACACCUGCCUAUUCCCUUGUCAUUCAAGCAGUGGAUUCAGGGGCAGUUUCCCUCAAUUCGACUUGUACCUUAAAUAUUGAUAUUUUAGAUGAAAAUGACAAUACCCCUUCUUUCCCUAAAUCAACACUAUUUGUUGAUGUUUUGGAAAACAUGAGAAUUGGUGAACUCGUGUCCUCUGUUACUGCAACUGAUUCAGAUUCAGGUGACAAUGCUGACUUACACUACAGUAUUACUGGGACUAACAAUCAUGGAACUUUCAGCAUUAGCCCAAACACUGGGAGUAUUUUUCUUGCCAAAAAAUUGGACUUUGAGACACAGUCUUUGUACAAAUUAAAUAUAACAGCAAAAGACCAAGGAAGGCCUCCUCGUUCAUCUACAAUGUCAGUGGUUAUACAUGUGAGAGACUUUAAUGACAAUCCUCCUAGCUUCCCUCCUGGGGAUAUUUUCAAGUCUAUUGUUGAGAACAUUCCCAUUGGAACGUCUGUCAUUUCAGUGACUGCACAUGACCCUGAUGCAGACAUUAAUGGGCAACUCUGCUAUACGAUCAUCCAACAGAUGCCAAGGGGCAACCACUUUGGCAUAGAUGAAGUCAAAGGCACUAUCUAUACAAAUGCUGAAAUAGAUCGGGAAUUUGCUAAUCUCUUUGAGUUAACUGUAAAAGCCAAUGAUCAAGCUGUGCCCAUUGAAACUAGAAGGUAUGCUUUGAAAAAUGUGACCAUUUUGGUUACAGACCUCAAUGACAAUGUUCCAAUGUUUAUAUCACAAAAUGCCCUGGCUGCCGACCCUUCAGCUGUGAUUGGUUCUGUUCUGACAACAAUUAUGGCUGCCGACCCAGAUGAAGGGUCGAAUGGAGAGGUGGAGUAUGAGAUCAUCAAUGGGGACACAGACACCUUCAUUGUGGAUCGUUAUAGUGGAGACUUGAGAGUGGCUUCAGCGCUGGUGCCUUCUCAGCUGAUCUAUAACCUCAUAGUUUCAGCAACAGACCUUGGCCCUGAAAGGAGGAAAUCAACCACUGAAUUGACCGUCAUUCUUCAGGGCCUUGAUGGACCUGUUUUUACACAACCCAAAUAUAUAACUAUUUUGAAGGAAGGAGAACCCAUUGGCACCAAUGUGAUAUCAAUAGAAGCAGCUAGCCCUAGAGGAUCUGAAGCCCCAGUGGAGUAUUAUAUUGUUUCAGUCCGUUGUGAAGAAAAAACUGUGGGACGUCUCUUUACUAUUGGACGACAAACUGGCAUAAUUCAGACUGCAGCCAUUCUGGACCGCGAACAAGGAGCCUGUCUUUACCUGGUGGAUGUUUAUGCCAUAGAAAAAUCAACUGCUUUUCCCAGAACACAGAGAGCAGAGGUAGAAAUAACACUUCAGGAUAUCAAUGACAAUCCACCAGUGUUCCCAACCGACAUGCUGGAUCUCACAGUGGAGGAGAACACUGGAGAUGGCUCUAAGAUUAUGCAACUAACAGCCAUGGAUGCUGACGAGGGUGCAAAUGCUCUUGUCACAUACACAAUCAUUAGUGGAGCCGAUGACAGUUUCCGAAUUGACCCUGAAUCUGGAGAUCUGAUAGCUACCAAGAGGUUGGACAGGGAACGCCGUUCCAAAUAUUCCUUGCUGGUUCGUGCAGAUGAUGGUCUUCAGUCCUCAGAUAUGAGAAUAAAUAUCACUGUCAGCGAUGUGAACGACCACACACCCAAGUUCUCCAGGCCUGUGUACUCUUUUGACAUCCCAGAAGACACUACCCCAGGCAUCAACUCCCAGUUGGCUUACAGCAUUGCUUCUGGUGAUAGCCUUGGGCAGUUUACAGUUGACAAGAAUGGGAUACUGAAAGUCCAGAAAGCUUUGGAUCGGGAAAGUCAGUCCUUCUACAAUCUGGUCGUUCAAGUGCACGACCUGCCACAGCUUCCAGCCUCCAGAUUCACAAGCACUGCUCAAGUCUCCAUUAUUUUGUUGGAUGUAAAUGAUAACCCACCAACAUUUCUUUCCCCUAAAUUGACAUACAUUCCAGAAAACACACCUAUUGAUACCAUUGUUUUCAAAGCGCAAGCAACUGACCCAGACAGUGGCCCAAAUAGCUAUAUUGAGUACACCCUACUGAACCCUUCGGGAAACAAGUUCAGUAUUGGGACCAUUGAUGGAGAAGUGAGACUCACUGGAGAACUGGAUCGAGAAGAGGUUUCUAAUUAUACUCUAACAGUGGUGGCUACAGACAAAGGUCAACCAUCUCUCUCUUCAUCUACAGAGGUUGUAGUUAUGGUACUUGACAUCAACGAUAAUAACCCUGUUUUUGCACAGGCCAUGUAUAAAGUGGAGAUUGAUGAAAAUACACUUACUGGAACGGAUAUAAUACAAGUAUCUGCAGCAGAUGGAGAUGGAGGUACAAAUGGACAGGUCCGCUACGGCAUUAUUGAUGGUAAUGCCAAUCAGGAAUUUCGGAUCGACUCAGUCACAGGUGCAAUCACUGUGGCUAAGCCCUUGGAUAGAGAGAAGACCCCUACUUACUUUUUAACUGUUCAGGCAACAGAUCGGGGCAGCACCCCCAGAACCGAUACCUCCACUGUCAGCGUUGUUCUACUGGAUAUUAAUGAUUUUGUUCCCAUAUUUGAGCUAUCUCCCUAUUCUGUAAAUGUCCCUGAGAAUUUGGGGACACUACCCAGAACAAUUCUUCAGGUCGUGGCAAGAGAUGACGAUCAAGGUUCUAACAGCAAACUCUCAUAUGUUCUAUUUGGUGGUAAUGAAGACAAUGCUUUUACUCUCUCAUCUAGUGGAGAACUUCGAGUGACACAGAGUUUGGACCGUGAAACAAAGGAGCAUUUUGUCUUGUUGAUCACAGCUACAGAUUCAGGAUCCCCUGCCCUGACCGGAACUGGAACUAUCAAUGUCAUAGUGGAUGACGUCAAUGACAAUGUCCCCACUUUUGCCAGUAAAAUGUAUUUCACAACAAUUCCUGAAGAUGCCCCAACUGGGACAGAUGUUUUAUUGGUAAAUGCCUCAGAUGCUGAUGCUUCAACAAAUGCAGUAAUCAGUUAUAGGAUCAUUGGUGGAAAUUCUCAGUUCACCAUCAACCCAUCCACAGGACAAAUCAUCACCAGUGCGUUGCUAGACAGGGAAACAAAAGAGAAUUACACUUUAGUGGUCGUUGCCAGUGAUGCUGGAUCCCCGGAGCCUCUUUCCAGUUCCACCAGUGUGCUUGUCACGGUGACUGACGUCAAUGACAACCCACCAAGGUUUCAGCAUCACCCAUAUGUCACACACAUCCCGUCGCCUACUCUUCCAGGUUCCUUCGUCUUUGCGGUUACUGUCACAGAUGCUGAUUUUGGACCCAAUUCUGAACUACAUUAUUCUCUUUCGGGUAGAAACUCUGAAAAAUUUCACAUUGACCCACUGAGAGGAGCUAUUAUGGCAGCCGGACCACUAAAUGACACUUCAGAAGUGACGUUUUCUGUACAUGUAAAAGACGGUGGCUCAUUCCCAAAGACAGAUUCUACAACAGUGACUGUUCGAUUUGUGAACAAAGCAGAUUUCCCUAAAGUCAGAGCCAAAGAACAAACUUUCGUGUUUCCUGAAAACCAACCAGUAGGCACUCUUGUCACUACCAUAACGGGGUCCUCCUUGAGAGGAGAACCUUUGUCCUAUUAUAUUGCAAGUGGGAAUCUUGGCAACACAUUUCAGACUGAUCAGUUAUCAGGGCAGGUGUCCAUUAGUCAACCUCUGGAUUUUGAAAAGAUACAAAAAUAUGUUGUAUGGAUAGAAGCCAGAGAUGGAGGUUUCCCUCCUUUCUCCUCUUAUGAGAAACUUGACGUAACAGUAUUAGAUGUCAAUGAUAAUUCCCCAGUUUUUAAGGAAGAUCCAUUUGUAUCUGAAAUAUUGGAAAACCUUUCUCCUCGAAAAAUACUUACUGUUUCUGCAGUGGACAAGGAUAGUGGACCCAAUGGACAGUUAGACUAUGAAAUUGUUAAUGGCAACAGAGAACAUAGUUUCAGUAUCAAUCAUGCUACUGGUGAAAUUAGAAGCAUUCGACCUUUAGACCGGGAAAAAAUAUCUCAGUAUGUGCUUACCAUAAAGUCCUCAGACAAAGGCUCCCCUUCUCAGAGUACCUCAGUAAAAGUCAUCAUUAACAUUUUAGAUGAAAAUGAUAAUGCCCCUAGGUUUUCGCAAAUAUUCAGUGCCCACGUUCCUGAAAAUUCCCCAUUAGGGUACACAGUUACACGUGUCACAACAUCUGAUGAAGAUAUUGGUGUAAAUGCAAUUAGUAGAUACUCUAUAAUGGACACAAGUCUUCCAUUUACGAUUAAUCCCAGCACUGGGGAUAUCGUAAUUAGUAGACCUUUAAAUAGAGAAGACACAGACCGUUACAGAAUCCGAGUUUCUGCCCACGAUUCUGGAUGGACUGUAAGUACAGAUGUCACGAUAUUUGUGACAGAUGUCAAUGACAAUGCUCCAAGAUUUAGCAGACCAUCCUAUUACUUAGAUUUUCCUGAACUUACUGAAAUUGGCUCCAGAGUGACUCAGGUAUCUGCAACAGACCCUGAUGAGGGAUCAAACGGACAAGUGUUCUAUUUUAUAAAAUCUCAGUCAGAGUACUUCAGGAUUAAUGCCACCACAGGAGAGAUUUUCAAUAAACAGGUCUUAAUAUACCAAAACGUCAGUGGCUUCAGUAACGUGAACAUCAACAGACAUAGUUUUAUAGUGACAUCUUCAGAUCGAGGUAAUCCUGCAUUACUUAGUGAGACGACAGUUACCAUCAACACGGUGGACAGUAAUGACAACGCACCACGAUUUCUUAAACCUGCAUAUUUUACUCCAGUCACCAAACAUGUUAAAAUUGGUACAAAGUUAAUCAAAGUUACUGCAGUAGAUGAGAAAGAUUUUGGAUUGAAUUCUGAAGUGGAGUAUUUCAUUUCGAAUGAACAUCAUUUGGGAAAAUUUAAGUUAGACAAUAAUACGGGGUGGAUUUCAGUAGCAGCUCCCCUGAUAUCUGACUUGAAUCAAAACUUUUUGAUCACUGUCACUGCGAAGGAUAAGGGAAACCCUCCACUUUCAUCCCAAGCCACUGUUCACAUAAUUGUCACCGAGGAAAACUACCACACACCUGAAUUCUCUCAAAGCCACAUGAGUGCAACCAUCCCUGAAAGCCAUAGUAUUGGGGCCGUUGUCAGAACCGUUUCUGCAAGAGAUAGAGACACGGCUAUGAAUGGCUUGAUUAAGUACAGUAUUUCCUCAGGAAAUGAAGAAGGCAUCUUUGCAAUCAAUUCCUCCACAGGUGUAUUAACACUAGCCAAAGCUCUUGAUUAUGAGCUAUGCCAGAAACACGAAAUGACUAUUAGUGCUACAGAUGGAGGCUGGGUUGCAAGGACUGGUUACUGCAGUGUGACUAUAGAUGUGAUUGACGUGAAUGACAAUUCUCCAGUGUUCCUCCCUGAUGAAUAUUUCCCCGCUGUUUUGGAAAAUGCCCCCAGUGGGACAACAGUUAUCCACCUAAAUGCAACGGAUGCCGACUCUGGAACCAAUGCUGUGACUGCGUAUACUGUACAGUCAUCUGACAGUGACCUCUUUGUCAUUGACCCCAACACAGGGGUCAUCACCACUCAAGGCUUCUUGGAUUUUGAAACCAAGCAGAGCUACCACCUUACUGUGAAAGCUUUCAAUGUCCCCGAUGAAGAAAGGUGCAGUUUUGCCACUGUUAAUAUACAGUUAAAAGGGACAAAUGAAUAUGUGCCUCGUUUUGUUUCCAAACUUUACUAUUUUGAAAUCUCAGAAGCAGCUCCUGAAGGUACUAUUGUUGGAGAAGUGUUUGCCAGUGACCGUGAUUUGGGCACUGAUGGGGAAGUGCAUUAUUUGAUUUUUGGUGACAGUAGAAAGAAGGGUUUCCAGAUCAACAAGAAGACUGGACAAAUUUAUGUUUCUGGACUUCUUGAUAGGGAAAAAGAAGAAAGGGUAUCUUUGAAGGUACUGGCCAAGAAUUUUGGCAGCAUUAGGGGUGCAGACAUCGAUGAGGUCACUGUAAAUGUCACUGUGCUUGAUGCCAAUGACCCACCCGUUUUUAGUCUAAACAUCUACAGUGUUCAGAUCAGUGAAGGGGUCCCAACGGGAACUCAUGUGACCUUUGUCAGUGCCUUCGACUCAGACUCUGUUCCCAGCUGGAGUAGGUUUUCCUAUUUUAUUGGAUCAGGGAAUGAAAAUGGUGCCUUUUCCAUUAAUCCACAGACAGGACAGAUCACCGUUACUGCAGAAUUAGAUCGAGAAACCCUACCCAUUUAUAAUCUCACGGUUUUAGCUGUGGAUUCAGGGACCCCCUCAGCUACAGGAAGUGCCUCCUUAUUAGUCACCCUGGAAGAUAUAAAUGAUAACGGGCCUAUGCUGACCAUCAGUGAGGGAGAAGUUAUGGAAAACAAACGCCCAGGAACUCUGGUGAUGACCCUUCAGUCCACGGAUCCUGACCUCCCUCCAAAUCAAGGCCCCUUUACCUAUUACUUGCUGAGCACGGGUCCUGCCACCAGCUAUUUUAGUCUGAACACUGCUGGAGUUCUGAGCACGACUAGAGAGAUUGACAGAGAGCAAAUUGCAGACUUCUAUCUGUCUGUGGUCACUAGGGACUCCGGUGUUCCUCAGAUGUCUUCCACAGGAACCGUGCAUAUCACAGUGAUAGACCAAAAUGACAACCCUUCACAGUCUCGGACGGUGGAGAUAUUUGUUAAUUAUUAUGGCAACUUGUUUCCUGGUGGGAUUUUAGGCUCCGUGAAGCCACAGGAUCCCGAUGUGUUAGACACCUUCCACUGCUCCCUGACUUCGGGAGUUACGAGCCUCUUCAGUAUUCCAAGGGGCACUUGCAAUCUGAGUUCCCAGCCAAGGUCCACAGAUGGCACGUUCGAUCUGACUGUCCUCAGCAACGAUGGCGUCCACAGCACGGUCACGAGCAAUAUCCGAGUUUUCUUCACUGGAUUUUCCAACACGACAGUGGAUAACAGCAUCCUGCUGCGUCUCAGCGUACCAAGUGUAAAGGACUUCUUGACGAACCACUACCUUCAUUUCUUACGCAUUGCCAGUUCACAGCUGACUGGCCUCGGGACCGCUGUGCAACUGUAUGGGGCCUAUGAAGGGAACAAUAGAACAUUUCUUUUGGCAGCUGUGAAGCGAAGCCAUAAUCAGUAUGUGAAUCCCAGUGGUGUAGCCACCUUCUUUGAAAGCAUCAAAGAGAUCCUCUUCCGGCAGAGUGGAGUGAAGGUAGAAUCUGUAGAUCACGACUCCUGUGCUCCCGGCCCAUGUCAGAACGGAGGCAGCUGUGUAAGGAGACUGGCCGUGAGCUUCGAAUUAAAGAGCCAUGAGAGCCUACCGGUCAUCGUCGUGGCAAAUGAACCUUUGCAGCCUUUCUUAUGCAAGUGUCUGCCAGGCUAUGCUGGCAGCUGGUGUGAAAUAGACAUAGACGAAUGCCUUCCGUCCCCUUGCCACAAUGGUGGGACCUGUCACAAUUUAGUGGGAGGAUUUUCAUGCAGCUGCCCAGAUGGCUUCACUGGCAGGGCCUGUGAGAGAGAUAUCAACGAGUGCCUGCCUAGUCCCUGCAAGAACAGUGCCGUCUGCCAGAACUUUCCAGGAGGCUUCAACUGUGUUUGCAAAACUGGAUACACAGGGAAAAUGUGUGAAUCUCCAGUCAAUUACUGUGAAUGCAACCCCUGCUUUAAUGGUGGUUCCUGUCAAAGUGGUGUGGAGUCAUACUACUGCCAUUGUCCAUUUGGUGUCUUUGGAAAACACUGCGAGCUGAACAGUUAUGGAUUUGAGGAGUUAUCAUACAUGGAAUUUCCCAGCUUGGACCCCAAUAACAACUAUAUUUAUGUCAAAUUUGCAACUAUUAAAAGUCAUGCUUUAUUGCUUUACAACUAUGACAACCAGACAGGGGACCGGGCUGAGUUUUUGGCCCUUGAAAUUGCUGAAGAAAGACUAAGGUUCUCUUAUAACUUAGGCAGUGGUACCUAUAAACUCACCACCAUGAAGAAGGUGUCAGAUGGACAUUUUCAUACUGUGAUUGCCCGGAGGGCAGGAAUGGCAGCUUCCUUAACUGUGGACUCUUGUUCUGAGAACCAAGAACCAGGGUACUGUACUGUCAGUAAUGUGGCAGUUUCAGAUGACUGGACUCUUGACGUUCAGCCAAAUCGAGUCACAGUUGGAGGUAUCAGAUUGCUAGAACCAAUCCUUCAGAGGAGAGGACACGUAGAAAGCCACGAUUUUGUCGGGUGUAUAAUGGAGUUUGCCGUCAAUGGAAGGCCUCUGGAACCAAGCCAAGCUCUGGCAGCGCAAGGCAUCCUAGAUCAGUGCCCUAGACUAGAAGGUGCCUGUACUCACAGUCCCUGCCAACACGGUGGCACGUGUACGGAUUACUGGUCGUGGCAGCAGUGCCACUGCAGAGAAGGACUGACUGGGAAAUACUGUGAAAAAUCUAUUACUCCUGACACGGCCUUAUCAUUAGAAGGCAAAGGGCGCUUGGACUACCACAUGAGUCAGAAUGAGAAGCGAGAGUAUUUGUUGAGACAGAGCAUCCGAGGCGCCAUGUUGGAACCUUUUGGUGUGAACAGCCUGGAAGUAAAAUUCAGGACAAGAAGCGAGAAUGGCAUUUUAAUCCAUAUCCAAGAAAGCAGCAAUUACACUACUGUGAAGAUUAAGAAUGGCAAAGUACAUUUUACGUCAGAUGCAGGAAUUGCUGGGAAAGUGGAGAGAAAUAUUCCUGAAGUCUACGUCGCUGACGGCCACUGGCAUACUUUUCUAAUUGGAAAAAAUGGAACAACCACAGUAUUGUCCAUCGACAGAAUUUAUAACAGAGAUAUCAUUCACCCUACUCAGGAUUUUGGUGGCCUCGAUGUGCUCACUAUAUCCCUUGGCGGAAUUCCUCCUAAUCAAGCUCAUCGAGAUACUCAAACAGGGUUUGAUGGCUGCAUCGCUUCUGUGCUGUACGGCGGAGAAAGUCUUCCUUUCAGCGGGAAGCACAGCUUGGCCUCCAUUUCGAAGACGGAUCCCUCAGUGAAGAUGGGCUGUCGUGGCCCGAACAUUUGUGCCAGUAACCCCUGCUGGGGGGAUCUGCUGUGCAUCAAUCAGUGGUACGCAUACAAGUGCGUCCCCCCCGGGGACUGCGCCUCCCACCCGUGCCAGAACGGGGGCAGCUGUGAGCCAGGCCUGCACUCCGGCUUCACCUGUAGCUGCCCGGAGUCACACACAGGCAGGACCUGUGAGACGGUGGUGGCCUGUCUCGGUGUCUUCUGUCCUCCGGGGAGGGUGUGCAAGGCUGGAAGUCCCGGAGGGCACGUCUGUGUUCUGAGUCAGGGCCCCGAGGAGAUCUCCCUGCCCCUGUGGGCCGUGCCUGCCAUCGUGGGCAGCUGUGCCACCGUCCUGGCCCUCCUGGUCCUGAGCUUGAUCCUGUGUAACCAGUGCCGGGGGAAGAAGGCCAAAAAUCCCAAAGAGGAGAAGAAACCGAAGGAGAAGAAGAAAAAGGGAAGUGAGAACGUUGCUUUUGACGAUCCAGACAACAUCCCCCCCUACGGGGAGGACAUGACCGUGAGGAAACAGCCUGAAGGGAACCCGAAGCCUGAUAUCAUUGAAAGGGAGAACCCCUACCUCAUCUACGAUGAGACCGAUCUCCCCCACAACUCAGAAACCAUCCCCAGUGCCCCUUUGGCUUCACCGGAGCAAGAGAUCGAGCAUUACGACAUCGACAACGCCAGCAGCAUCGCCCCUUCGGACGCAGACAUCAUCCAACACUACAAGCAGUUCCGCAGCCACACCCCGAAAUUCUCCAUCCAGCGGCACAGUCCGCUAGGCUUCGCCAGGCAGUCCCCCAUGCCCUUAGGAGCCAGCAGCUUGACUUACCAGCCUUCCUACAGUCAAGGUUUAAGAUCCAGCUCCCUGAGCCACUCGGCUUGCCCAACUCCCAACCCUCUGUCUCGACACAGCCCCGCCCCUUUCUCCAAGUCCUCCACUUUCUACAGGAACAGCCCGGCCAGGGAACUGCACCUUCCGAUAAGGGAUGGAAAUACUUUGGAAAUGCACGGCGAUGUGUGCCAACCCGGCAUUUUCAACUACGCCGCGAGGCUGGGAAGGAGAAGCAAGAGUCCUCAGGCCAUGGCAUCUCAUGGCUCUAGACCGGGGAGUCGCCUGAAGCAGCCAAUUGGGCAGAUUCCUCUGGAAUCUUCUCCACCAGUAGGACUCUCCAUUGAGGAGGUGGAGAGGCUAAACACCCCUCGCCCUAGAAACCCAAGUAUCUGCAGUGCAGAUCACGGGAGGUCUUCUUCAGAAGAGGACUGCAGAAGGCCACUGUCCAGAACGAGGAACCCAGCGGAUGGCAUUCCGGCUCCAGAAUCUUCCUCUGAUAGUGACUCUCAUGAGUCUUUCACUUGCUCAGAAAUGGAAUAUGACAGGGAAAAACCAAUGGUAUAUACUUCCAGGAUGCCCAAAUUAUCUCAAGUCAAUGAAUCUGAUGCAGAUGAUGAAGAUAAUUACGGAGCCAGACUGAAGCCUAGAAGAUACCACGGCCGCAGGGCUGAGGGGGGACCUGUGGGCACACAGGCAGCAGCGCCCGGGGUUGCUGACAACACACUGCCCUUGAAGCUUGGGCAGCAAGCAGGGAAUUUCAACUGGGACAACCUUUUGAACUGGGGCCCGGGCUUUGGCCAUUAUGUAGAUGUGUUUAAAGAUUUGGCAUCUCUCCCAGAAAAAGCAGCAGCAAAUGAAGAAGGCAAAGGUGGGACAACUAAGCCAGCCCCCAAAGAUGGGGAAGCAGAACAGUAUGUGUGACCUUUGUGUGCUGGCAUUAUAAAAAUAUAAAAAACAAGAAACACUCAAACCAUUGUAAGGUUGCCGAAUAGGGUGGGUCACAUUUGCAAAACAGGCCAGUAUGAACUGGUGUUAGAGGAAAACUUAAAAAUAAUAACCACAAUGCUGCUGAAACAGACUCAAAACAACUCUUUAAUUUAAAUAUGUUUGGUUGAAUUUCUUUUCCUGCAUGCAUUGUAUUUUGUAACUAGUCAUGUGGCAUGCAGCGUUUGGAAAGGUUUUUCUUAUUUACCAAUGUUUGAUUUGUGACUUUUAAAAUUAAUACCGUUGCCAUUGCCGAAAUGAACUUGUGCUUUCACAGUGGGGUAUGUGUAUUGUUUCCAUUGUAUUAUUAUUGUCAUGUUUUGCAUUGCAAGAUCCUUGAGGUUUAACCCAUCUUUGUAAAGUGUAGAAAGAGCCCUCCUAUCCUUGAAUGAACGACUAAGUAUUAACACUUUUCAGAAUUAUGGAUUCCGCAUUCGAUGUUGCUCGGAAAUGUCUGAAUAUUUGAAUAUGUUUGUCAUGACAGUGGGUACUAAAAUUAAGUCAUUUUGUUCAGCACUUUAGAACUUUCUUACAAAGUUUUGUUAAAAAUUCCGAAUCUUUUCUGUAAACAAUUUUGGUCUUCUGACUUUCAUGAGGCUUCCACUUGGAACAAAAUGUUGUCCCCAGAACUCUGCCGCUCUCCUGCUGUGGAAUGAUGUCCUAGCAGCACUUCUCAGAGACACUUUUAAAAGUUAUUUAUUGAAAAAUGUUCUAUGCUUUUAAAAUUUUAAAGAAUCAACCUAAAGAAAGCCUAUGAUUGGACUUAGUUUUCAGCCAUUUAACAUUUACCCAAAGUACCCAGUUUUUAUAAUUUAUAUAAAGUCAAAUUUCAACACUUCUUAACUUUGUGUCAUUUUGUAGACCCUUUUUUUAAUACUGUGUAAAAACUUUUUUUUACACCGAAGCUGUGUUUUUGAUACUGAUAUUUUCCUAUGCUGAAUGGUUUUCUUACUUUCAGGGAAGGUAAGAAAAUACCUUUUUUACAUUUGUUACUUAUGUAACGUUCAUAUUUUUCACAGUUUGAUAUUUGUAACAUACUGUAUGCUUUCUACUUUUAAAUGCCAACGAUAGAAUUAAAAUAUUUAUUUAAAAUA